Messenger RNA from Rangifer tarandus platyrhynchus (Svalbard reindeer), 562 nucleotides. Lineage: Eukaryota; Metazoa; Chordata; Mammalia; Artiodactyla; Cervidae. The record is from the annotation of a GenBank genome assembly.
CUGAUCACACCUUACGUUGACCCCGUUGACCCCGAGGGAGCCCGUGAGCAGAAGGCCUAUCCCCACCUCCAAACAGUGCCAGAGAAGCCAUCAAGUCCCCCCACUGCCUGCGGGGCAGCAUGUGAGGGUGAGGAGUCCACGGACAGUUGGCUGGCCCAGGCCUUCAUGAGGCUGCAGCUGAGGUUCUGGCUGAGGCCGCGGCUACCUGAAGCUGGGCUGCAGGACGCGCCCCCCCAGACGGCUCAGUCCACGGCUGCGGACUGGACCACCAGGUCUAUGCCUCCCCGACUGCUUCCAGGCUUUUCCUCUUGCAUUGUCAGUACACAGAUCUCGUGCCGGCUCCUUCUCGUUGACUCAUCCUUGCACGUGGUGAGGUUUUCUGGACAAGCACUUGCAGAAGAUCCAUUCAAGGACAAGACCGAGGUCAGGUUCCAUGCCUUCGGGAAUGUCCUCAUGAUCCUGGGUGUGGGUGAGAGAUUGCUCCAGGUGCAGGACGCGCAGAUGGAGGGCUUGAGUCCUGCAGUGUCUCUUCUGUCCCCGGCUCCCAGCACGUGGCUUGUGG